Molecule: messenger RNA, 1000 nt
Organism: Gadus morhua (Atlantic cod)
Lineage: Eukaryota; Metazoa; Chordata; Actinopteri; Gadiformes; Gadidae
Product: protein rapunzel-like
Exons: 2
Coding region: 1-651 (216 amino acids)
Source: RefSeq, a predicted model, not a curated record
AUGUCAUACGCAUUCUGCGAUCUCACGUCCUUCGCCUCCUCCGUCGACCCCAUCUGCGGCAUCAUCUCCCCUCUGGUGGGGCUGCUGCGCAAGGGCCUCCAGGAGGACGAGGCCAACGUCCUGGACAAGGACUUCCAGGCGCUGCACUGCAAGAUGGAGGACAUCUCGGCCAAGAACCGUCAGUGCCUGCAGAAGAUCCGGAUCGACGAGGUCAACGAAACCUACGGCAAGUACGAGGAGUUCAUCAAGCACCAGUACGCCGCCUUCGGCAACAUGGUGACCCAGGUGAAGAAGGACCCGGACGCCGCCGACCACCACAUGAGCACCUUCGAGAGGAUCUACGAGCGGGACAAGGCGGACAUGAGCCUGGACGUCUACUACCGUGGUGUGAUGGGGAAGGGCUCCGUGUUCGGCCGGCCCCUCCUGCUGGUGUACUUGGAGCACUGCGGGUGCAACCGCACCGUGAUGGAGCACCGCUGCUCCCACCUGCGCCUCCUCUUCCACAUGGGCCUCAUCGCGCUCAUGGCCUACACGGCGGUGACGGAGGACGACGAGGAGGAGGUGGCCCAGAAGUGGGCCAAGAGGGUGCAGGAGAUCCAGAGCAAGAUGGAGGAGGUGCUGAGUCAUUGCAAGGAGGAGAGCCCGCCCUAGGUUCUGGGAGGGGAGGUCGGAGGGGAGAUGGGAGAUUGGUGGUGGGAGGUCGGAGGGGUGGGGGGAGGGGUGGGGGGAGGGAUACGAUAUUGUCCAUGUCAAUACGGAAGCACUUCAGGUGGGGUGGGGUCACUUUACUCCCUGAAUCCACUCUCGACCAAUUCAAAGAUAUUUAAUCAUGCCGGGAAUAUUUUGGAGAUUUAUUUGUAUAGUCAGGAUGCCUGCCAUAUAUUCUAAUGUUUUUAUUAUUUUGGUUGACACAUCGAUGCUGUGUGGGAUAUUUUGUUUAAAUGGAGACCAUGCUUUUGUGUAUUAGCUGCCUAAAUAAAUGCUGCUGUUAUGCAUCAAA